CACCGCGUGAUUGAGUGCUUGAAGCGCUUGUGGAGGAGCUUACAGUCAAUCAAUGGUCUAAUAAUUGCCUACGAUAGGAAUAUGAUGAAGGCAGGAAUCGAGUGGAUGAGUGACAGAUUGUUUGGACUUACAUGAAGAAAAUUGGUUUGGAAAUAAGUAUGAAUAGUGAGAGUUUAGAAAGACAAAAUUUGCAAAUAAUUUGCGAAAUGUGGAGAUAUAAUUGGUCUGCCAACGCGGGUAAAUUAAUGCGUGAGUUGACGUGUAUGUGGAUGUAGAUAAUAAAGAACUUUUUGUUAUGCACGAGAAAGCAUAGUAAUUAUAUUUUGAUAAGCUAUCGACAGUUUAAUUAAACAAACAUCAAAGUAGAUAAAGCUUUGAACAGAUAAAAUAGUUUAUAAAUAAACGAAUACAUAAAUAAAAUAUUGUGUUUUAGACUGUGUGUGACAGCAUCGAGGGUUCAGUUCUACCUGUUGUGAAGGUCAUGCCACUGGAUAAUAUGUGCUUGAUUGUAUGAUAAAACUAAAUAAAAGUAAAAUAUACAAGUAUAACUCUUUAAUAAUGAGCAACAUAAUAAUUGCAAUAUUGGUGUUUGAAAUGUAGUUUUUGCAAUAUUAUAUAUUGUACAAAUAUAUAAAUGGAGGAAUUAUAUGGUAUUAUAUGAUUUAAUGUUUUAGAAGUUUGUGCAGUGAUUUGGGAAGUGUUUUUUGUGUGAAAUAGUUAUCAAUCAUCAUCAAAUGCGUGCAAUUAACAUGUAUUAGAAACAACGGUUACUAGUGUUUUAAUAAACAUUCACAUAAUUAGAUGACAUGAAGAAGACCUUCUUAUUUACAAAGGUCUGAAGACAUUAGAGUAAGAAGGAUGACUUGACGUGUCACUAUAUUCUCAAUUUCCUAUUGAAUAGUGAAUCUUGACAAACCCGAAGAUGUGAAGUCGUGAAGAAACCCCGGAAUACAUGUUUCUCCUAUGUAGUGUUUUCAUCAAAGUGUGAAGAUGGAAUUAUUUUAUGUUGGUGAAAGUUUCAAGUGGUGCGUUCACGUUAACGGAUAAAGUGAAAACGGAAUUUAGUGAUAGCUGAGGCGGACGCACAACGAUUUAAAAUGGAUCGAGUGCGAUGCUUAUGUAACACGGCCAUUAAAAUACGCGUAUAUGGAAUUAUUGUUGUGCUUCUGUGCUUACUACCGUCGUUUGCACAUGCAGCUUUGGUGUUACGGACAAACACUGUGACGGUGAAAGUAGGCCGGACAGUGUUUCUUAGCGCUGAUGAUAUUGUGAUAAGGAAAUCAAGGAAAAACGACGAGGGGUGCCGAAUAGAGGUCGUACAAAAUGACCCCAUCACACAACGAGUUGGGGUUCUUCAACCCAAGAUAUUCGACUGCCAGUACCAAGCCAACAUUGUGCAGUUCAUCCAUUCGGGUUCUCCGUUCCUCACGGAGGAUAGAGUCAAACUACGCGUCCAUCGCUUCACCAGCCGAAGAACCAUUUCGGAAACAUUUCAUCUCAAUGUCCGCAUCAUUAACGCCACUGCAGACAUCGUAGUGACACGUGGGCUGCGUCACGUGAUCGUCCCAGAGUUCAACGGCAUUUCAAACACCAUAGAUACUUCUGUGAUGCUUUUCAACAAUAGUCGAUCUUCAAACGCCUCGUGCAUCGUCAGCUUCAACCAGAGCGAAUCUAAUUGGCCUCUCGUGGGUCACAUGAUCGCCGGUGGGCAGCGCGUGCCCGUGCGUGACGUAAGGACCACGUGUCAGGAGUUCCUGUACAUGGAACUGCAGUAUGAACAUUUACAAAAACCGACACCGGAUGUCGACUAUCUGGUACUCAGUAUCGAACUAACUGACCCGAAAGUAAGCGACGUAACAAUAGCGGAGCGCUUCUUUCUACCGAUAUACAUAAAGAACGCGUUACUAAACUCGCAACCCAGAUCAUCGUCCAAAAGCAUGUACACAAUGGAGGUGGACCAAUUCGUGCUCACUCCGCUAAUUAAGGGCAUCAUUUCCGCGGAAGAUUAUGAGACCCCGGACUCUCUCCUUGUAUACAAUAUCACGAAACCACCAAGACCGGACCAAGGACAUUUCGUCCACCUAGAUGACCAAGCUACCCCGAUCACCUCGUUCCUGCAACGCGAUCUGGAAAACCAAAAAAUUGCGUAUCGAGCCCCAAAUAUAAGUUUAACUGAAAGGCCCAUUUACGAAGUUGAAUUUAAAGUUUACGACAGUCAUUUCUACGAAAGCAUGCCAAUUGUGUUGCAUAUUGCAGUGAGACCAUCAUCACAGGAUAUUCCGCGGAUAACAGUGAACACCGGCUUGGUAAUAUUAGAGGGUCAGUCAAGGGACAUCUCAUCGGAAGAGUUUAUGAUAGCCGCCAAUAAUCCCGGCGAUGUACGUGUAUACGUCAUGGGUGGGCUAGAGCACGGACAGUUGUUGAGGGACGGUCGCCUAACGGUUUCAUUCACAAUCGCAGACUUGGAAAACGGGGCGUUGAACUACAUACACGACGACAGCGAAUCGGUACGAGAUUACGUACUUUUUAAGAUCAGCGACGGAAAACACGACAUAACGUCAACGUUUCCUAUAAACGUGAUAACCAAAGACGAUAGUGCGCCGUCCAUUUUGUGGAAUCUUGGCAUGGAACUUAAUGAAGGUCAAACGCAGCGUUUGGAUACUUCAAUGCUUCUAGCACAUGACAUCGAUAGCGUCGACUCCAGUAUCGUUUACGUCGUUACGCAACCGACGGACGCGGGUGAAAUAAUUCGCAAAACCCGUCCAACCGACAGCGGAACUCGAGUGAACAGAUUCUCCCAACGAGAGCUUAGAAGGGGGCAAAUAUAUUACCGACAUUUCGGGCGCGAGAACUUUCAUGAUGAAUUCCUAUUUACUUUACAAGACCAGCAAGUACCCCCUAACGAAUCAGCGGUGGAGACGUUCUAUAUUGCGAUAAAUCCAGUAAAUGAGAACCCACCUCAGCUCUCUCCGGACGCCACAAGAUUAAUGCGAGUGUCGGAGUCUGACAUUGCAUUAAUAACAAAAACCGAACUGGAAUAUAUAGGUACGGAAACAAGUUCAGAGGAAUUGACGUACGUCAUAACCGCGCAGCCCUAUUUUGUCUACAGAAACAGGGCAAUGUCGGUUAACGACGCCGGGCGCAUAAUUGCGUUGCACAAUCGCACCUUGCAUAAACAAGACGGCAUACCGGCCGUCGAGACCUUUAACCAGCGCGACAUUAAUAAUCUAAAGAUAGGCUAUAUGCCUCCUAUGGCCGAUAUUGGCCCUGAGCCGCGACUCGUUCGCUUUGUGUACACCGUGCAGGACUCGAGCGGAAACAAGGUGCUCGGUCAGCAAUUCGACAUCGACGUGCAACCGGUCAAUGACCGUCCGCCGACGUUUGUAACGUCACACUUGCUGGUUGAAGAGGGAGGAAUCCUGGGGAUCUCCACCAACCACGUGUCCGCCGUGGAUGUGGAUACGUACGAGAAUGACUUGGUGUUCAUCAUCGACCAACCGCCCCACCAUGGCCAACUACAGAAAGGUGGCGUGAAUCUUGCCGCAACCGACACGUUUAAAAUGCUUGAUCUGAGACGUAAAGACUUGCGGUACAUACACGACGGUUCCGAGGUCACGAGUGACUUCUUCACACUUUCCGUGUCUGACGGAGACAAUCGCGUCUCCAAGGUGUGCGAUAUAGAGGUGGUACCCGUCGACGAUGUGGCGCCGAGGGUCAAGGACGAUCUGCGAACCCACCUGAUAGUGUCAGAGGGCAGCCAAACCGUCAUCACAUCCAACGUGUUGGCGGCAACCGAUGACAAAACGGAUGACCUCGGACUCAUGUUCCUGAUUGUUAAGCAACCCAAGUACGGAAUGCUGCAGCUGAGGGGCGAACCGGCGACGAAGUUCUCGCAGCAAGAUGUCAAGACCAGCCUGGUACACUACAUUCACACCAGCGGCGAGAUCGGACCGGAACCCAUUAAGGACACUGUGACAUUUAUUGUCUCCGACCAGCAUUAUAAAACCGGCGGUUCCCCGCCGACAUACGUUCUCAAUAUCACCAUAACGCCGGUCGAUAACCAGUCCCCGAUUAUUAUCUCGGGUCUUCCCAUUAACAUCGAGGAGGGGAAGACGUUCUAUUUCUCGCCGGACUAUUUGACAGUCAAGGACGCUGACACGGAGCCGAAUUCCAUCCAAUUCGUCAUAACGAAACAUCCACAGUGGGGCUACUUGGACAACUCGCGAAGUAAGCGCAGUGCCGAGAAAACUGUUCUUCCAGUGACGUCCUUUAAACUUCAAGAUAUAAUUGAUAACAUAAUCGCGUAUGUUCAGUCCACGCACAAGGGUAUCGAACCCACGUCCGAUUCGUUCGAUUUUUACGCCUCGGACGGAAAGUCGAAGUCGCUAACCCAUACUGCGACCAUACGAAUCACUCCGAUCAACGAUGAAGAGCCAAACCUCAUGCUUACCGACUUCACCGUAGUUGAAGGCGGAAGUAAAAUCAUCGACAAGGUGAUGAUAGACGCCAAUGACCUUGACAUGCCCAGAGACGAUAUCCGCCUAUUUAUCUCCCAGGCGCCUGAGCACGGGGAUAUCGUUGUCGUCCGACACACGCCGAACGGGGCCGUCGAAGCGACCGUUAAUGCGUUCUCGUCGACGGAACUUGAACGGGGCAUGCAACUGAAAUACAUUCACGAUGACACUGAGAACUUCGCCGAUAAAUUCGCGGUCACAGCCUCGGACGGGAAACACGAGGUGAAGAAGGUGUGCAACAUCACCGUCAUACCGAUAAACGACGAAAGACCAGAGAUUGUCAGGAAUACUGGCUUGCAGAUGGGCUUCGGCGAAAGGGCCGUGAUAACAAAUCAAUUGUUAUUUGCGCUGGACCGUGACAAUGCGGACAACCAGGUGAUCUACAUUGUUCUGACAGUUCCAAAGAAGGGUGCCCUACAGAUGUGUACGCUUCCGAACGAGCCGAUGUUCUCCCAAAAAUGCCGGGACAUGUGGGUGGGACAAAACUUUACACAGGCGUCUAUUAAUGAAGCACUGGUUCGGUAUGUCCAUACCGCAAGCAUGGGAAACUCCGAGUCCGACAGUUUCAUGUUCGCGCUGUCCGACGGCAAAAAUAAGCGCCAGGUUGAGACGUUUCAUAUAAGGGUAGUCAAUAACAAGCGGGCAAAAAUUACGUUGACGAACGAAAUGUUGGCAUUGAACGAGGGAGACCGUCUUUCGUUAACGACAAGAUAUCUCAGCGCAGACGACGGGAGUUCGCGACCCGAGGAAAUAGUCUUUGCUAUUAUUAGGCCGCCACAUUUGGGUCAAAUCGAAUACAUCGAAACGCCUUUGAUUCCAAUAACAAGUUUCACUCAAAGCGACCUAGUGGCUGGUCGGGUCGUUUAUAAUCAUCUGACAAAGGUGGACAUAAAAAACGAUUCGUUUACGUUCACAGUCGCCAAUGGCCACGGGGACAAUAAGGACACAGAGUUCAUGUUCAGUGUGACACCCUCGGACAGGUUCCCGCCUUCUCUGGCGGUCAACGAACUGGUUCAGGUCCUGCAGGGAGCAGAGAUAGCCAUCACCGUCAACAAUCUGAGGGCCGAUGACCCGGACACCGACAGCAGUAACGUCACAUUCAUGAUCGCCAAACAACCGACUUACGGACGCUUAUACAACCGCGGUGUUUACAUCACCAACUUAUUUACCCAAAACGCCAUCGAUCGUGGGAUGAUUACGUACGAAAGCGACGGUUCGCACGCCGGACUCGAUAACUUUUUAUUCACGCUUAGUGACAAUAAAAACGACGGAUUCCUUUUUAAAGGGAAUCGGAGUAACAUACCCGUUAGUUGCAACAUUUACAUCCAACCUCUUGUCAAUGACAUCCCAAAGCUAAUAACCCUAGAGCACCCGACUAAUAUUCAAAUGUUCGAAGAAGACAGGUACGGCUUUAGGUUGAACAGCAACGUCCUUAAGGCGGUAGACUCCGAUACGAUGAACAAAAAUUUGGUCUUCAUCAUCGAACAGCGACCGAAGUUCGGUCAUCUUGAGAACAGCGAGGCGAAGCGCUACGUGCGCGAGCGAUUCACGCAGCGCGACUUGGACGAGGAUACACUCCAGUAUAUUAUAGACACGAGCGAUCGCGAGACCAAUGACAGCUUCACGUUCCGGAUACAGGACGUGCGCGGAAACGUGCUGGAGGAUCAAAGGAUGGAAUUCCACUGGUCUUUCGUUGACCUCGAGCGCAGUAGCAUGGUUGUAUGCGAGAAUAUAGGCACACUUCCGGUGACUCUCGUCCGAACGGGAGACCUGAGCACGCACGCGUUCGUCGGCAUCGAGGUACAGGACCGGAACACGCGCCUUAACGAGGAUUAUAGGACGAGCUCCGACCCUCAGGUCCAGUUUGAACCAGGCAAGGCGACGGCCACGUGGAACAUCCAGAUCCUGGACGAGGGUCCCCUCGAGAGCUCGGAAAACUUCAUGGUCAUCAUCAAGGAGCCUGUCCACGCAAUUCUCGGCAAGAGACGCAAGCUCCGUGUCCGCCUCAUCAACGCUGAGAACGGCGAGUGUCCUCAGUACCUUGGUAUGGUUAGCAAGCACCAGACCUCCAUCCCUGACACCGUCUUUCUACCGGACAACGACCCGGUUACCGAUGAUGACGUCAUCGUACCGGAAAAGGAGACCAUUCUAUCGGCUUCAAAUCUGAAUCGCAACAAUCGACAACGGCCCCAACAUGAGAACGCCCUUAUGGAUCCCGCGGGAAACGGUAUGGUGGACCAGUUCCCUGAGUCAGCCGGAAACACGAAUGCCGCGCUGUCGCCAGAGGAGCGAACACAGAAGCGCCUUGAGGAACGCCAGAGGAAGCUGGCGGAACAGAACAGAAACAACAGCAACCGGAAGCGGAGGAAUAGGAGGAAGGGCGGCGGACUAAAGAACAAUAAAGCACCGGCACCCGUACAAGUGACCACAACCCCGUCCGGAAGUGACGACGUCAGUUAAGGUCGAUAUUAAAGCGCCCCAAAACUGUACCCAGACCACCGGGGGCCUUUUGUACUUUGACCCCAUCACCAAGCAGAUGUACAAGUGCAACGGGGUCGCCUGGUUUCUGUGGCGACCUGAGUCCAAGGAUCAACAAGUAGAGGCUAAAGAGUGUCAGCAAGGUUGGUCGAAGUACGGCUCGCGCUGCUUCCGAUUUAUCAACGAGCGGCUCACGUGGGAGGUGUCCGAGAUGCUGUGUCAGAUGUCGUACGGCGCGCACCUCGCCAGUGUUGUGUCGGAAGAGCACUUACGUUGGAUGUCGGAAAUAGGGGGGAGGAAAGCGUUCUGGAUCGGUCUUAACGCCGAGAACCAGACGGGCUCUUGGCGCUACACAAACGGCGAGGCGGUUAGCUACACACGUUGGAAAGGGGAGGAGCCGCGCGUGAAGCGAACGCUUAGUCGCAAAAACUGCGUCAUCGUCGACAAAAAGCGACGUAUGCGCAAUAAGCCUUGCGCGAGCAGAAAGGCUAGACUUAUGUGUGAACAAGAUAUCGUUACCAAAGAGCCCGUGCGCGCACCUCCCAAGCGUGACAUUUCCAGUAUUUCGCAACCAGAGCCCGAGCGGCGCGAAAAAAAUAGGUUAAAAAAACGGAAAAAGAAUGACCCGAAGACUCCGCGGAGAAAUGUCAACGGCGGAUUUUUCUAUGGGGCGUAACACUGCAGUUUGUUAUAUGAACGUUAUGUACAAUGUCUUGAUCUGUUUUGUGUUUUUGUCGUGGAAAAUAUGUGAAUUGCAAUAUUCGCGUGUGUUUGGUUUUUAAAGAAGGAGUAGUGAGAGCUACAUAGAAGGUGUGGAAGAUAAUCUCUGUAUUAUAAAAAAACGAUCAGAGAAUCGUAGAGAGUAGCCGAUGUGAUCGUUUAGUGUAACCGUUGGCGCGUGCGAGGUAAUUGGAUCUUGUAAAGCUUGUACCAAACAUUUCUUUUAUAAUUUCGCUCGUUGGUCGAUCGGAUGGUAUUUAACUUUGACGUCUGCUGUCAAUUAUUUAAACAACAAAAACUGUGGUUGCUCGCGUAGAAACGGAGGUUAACCAACUAGUAAUUAGUUUGGAUUAACACCAUUUCCUAUGUGUAAUUGCACAUUUAUUAAGAUUUGAUUUAGAUCUUGUUUGUGUUGUAAAUAUACGUUUAUCCAGUAAAUAUAUAGUAUGUUAAUCCGUGUUCAUAUUUAUGUCGGAUAUUUUAAUUUUUUAUCUAUCUAUUAUCGAUAUUUUGAUCUAUAAACCGUUCACAUUGUCGCAAUAGUUAUCAUGGUAGUCAAUUCUACUGAUUUCGUAAUAAUUUGAGGCAUAUCAUUAUACAGCGGUAAAUGUUCAUGAAAGCAACGGCGUAAUAUUUUGUAUAUGGCUUUCAAAAUAAUACAUGGGAGUUCAAUUUUUAAACAGUUUCAAAACAGUUUCUUCAGUGUGUUUUCCAGCAUUUUACUGACAAAAUUCCAGUUUUAACAAUGAGAGUAGAAACACGAUAUUAAUAUUUUUUUAUUUUGAAUACGUUUUUGUUCAAUUAUUUAUAAUAUAUGUUGUUAUUUGUGCAUUUAUAAUAAUUGUAAGUUGUUGAAAUUAUGUUGUUUGCGAACAUAAGUAUACAAAAACCAGUUUCUGUCGAUUCAAUAAAUGUGUUUGAUUUAUGUUACUUUUUUUAAUGAGUGUUAAAUUGACGAUGUAUUUACAUAGAUAAGAUGAUGAAGAACAACAGCCUUUAUCACUUACAGCUGCCGCGUCGUUUUGAUAAGAAUGAUAUGCUUUAUUGUAUUAAGUAUGAAUAGCCACACACUUCGUUACUGAAAAGAUAAACUGAAGUAUGAUUUGUUAAAUUUUUGUAUGCAAAAAUUUAAAACUGUAUUCCAAACUAAAACUGAAUAAAUAAGCGUUUUUGAAGGAUAAACGGGUCUGUAUCGACAUAAAUAUAUAUUUAUAUAUUAUAACAUUUUCAAUUUUGUUUUGAUAAAAACAUAUUAAAAAGCUUAGAGCAAUUAAGACAUGACUUAAAUCUAAGUUCUGACAUUUGUAUAGCGUAGUGGACGUCUGUAUAUAAUGCAAUUAAUAUAGAAUUAAAGAACAUAAGUAAUAAAUAUAAAUACAACCAUAUAUACAAAUUGUUUGUAAAUGAAGUUAUUUAGUUCCACGUGUAGUAUUUUAGCAUAGGCGAACAAACCCCACCGAUACCCAUAUAAGAAGUAAAUGCGUUACUGAAAUGUUUGAAUAUUGUCGCAUACAGUGAAUAAAAUGAAUACAAAAUU
Molecule: messenger RNA, 9249 nt
Organism: Dreissena polymorpha
Lineage: Eukaryota; Metazoa; Mollusca; Bivalvia; Myida; Dreissenidae
Product: FRAS1-related extracellular matrix protein 1-like
Exons: 13
Coding region: 1098-6974 (1958 amino acids)
Biological process (GO): cell communication
Cellular component (GO): membrane
Source: RefSeq, a predicted model, not a curated record